ACGAGCGUGGAGGGUGACGACAAGCGAACUCGCACACGGUCCAAAGGAAUCAGAGUUCCUGUUGAGCUCGUAGGACAGGAGCUGAGCUGCCCCACCCCUGGAUGCAAUGGCUCUGGCCAUAUCAGUGGGAGAUACUCACGACACAGAAGCGUUCUGGGCUGCCCCAUAGCCAGGAAGCGCCGUCUAGAGGAAGCCGAGGCAGAGCAGGAUCAGGAGGAGCAGGACGCAGAGCAGCCCGCCGCCAAGAGGAAGUCCAAUGCCCUGAAACUGGCGCUGGAUGAGGGCUUCAGCGCAGAAAGCGACGCCAGCAGCGAGGCUGAGGGCGAGGGAGAGAAAGAUGGAGAGAAGAGCCGGGAGAGUGAGGAAGGAGGAGAGGAGGAGAAAGAGGUGGUGACACAAGAUGAACAGACAAACGGACAUGAGGAGGAGGAGUCACAGCAGGAGGAGGAGACCGAUCAGAAGGAGGAGGACAGAGCUGAUGAAGAAGAAGAGUGUGUCAUCAUCGAGCCUGAGCAUGCAGCGGCGCCCCCUGCAGACGAGUGUCCGUCUCCCUCUCAGAGUGCCGAAGAGGUGGCCAACUCUCUCCUCCACCUCGGCCGAGUCCCCGACAACAAUGAGCCGAGUGUGGCCCUUCUGCAGCCGGUUGCUAUGGAGACUGAGGAGGAUAUCGCCGUGGCAGCCGCACGGGGUGAAGAAGUAAAGGAGGAGAAGGAGGAGGAUGAGGAGGAGGAGGAGGCAAACAGAGUUCAAGUAUCAGAGUCACCUGUUGGACAGAAGGAGGCAGCUGAGGAGGAGGAGGAGGAGGAGGAAGAAGGAAAGGAGGUGAGCCAGGAGAACCAGCAGUACCUGUCUGAACAGAUCAGAGAUGACAGAGAGGAGGAGCAGGAGCAGGAGGAGGAGGAAGAGGAGGCAGCUCCAGCACAUCAGAGACUGAGCACUCCUGCGAAGGAGGAGCAGGUGGAGCAGGAGGAGGAGGAGGAGGAGCAGGAGGAGGAGGAGGAGGAGGAGCACCACAGUCUGCCCGAUGUGCCAACUGCCGUCCGCACUAUCACCAGCACCGCCGCCGCUCAGGGAACACACACCUUUAACCACACAGCCAGUCCCCUACAGGACUACAACUCCCACAUGGCCAGUCUCCCAGAAAACUACAACUCCCACCGGGCCAGUCCACUCCACAAAUUGGACUCCCACAAACCUCUUCAGAACUACAAGUCCAGUCCUCCCCUCAUCUUCAGGGCCGGUCCGCUUGAGGACUACUUCCCAAACCUCCGAGGGGAGAACUUUCACCUCCACACAGCGGCACCCUCCGCCUCCCCCGACAUCAUCGAGGUGAGGUCAGACCGCUCCGACGAGAAGGACUUUGACGAUGUGGACGGGGACGACGAGCGUGACGACGAGGACAGCCUAUCGCAGCGCUCCACAGUGACGGACGAGUCAGAAAUGUUCGACAUCACGAGGGGGAACCUGGGUCUGCUGGAGCAGGCCAUCGCCCUGAAGGCGGAGCAGGUGAAGCCGGCCGGGCCCCGAGAGCUGCUGUGCGGCCCCGACCUCCACCACCAGAGGUACUUCACCAUGGACGACCGGCCCAAACACCUGGACAUCCUGCGCAAGAGCUACUUCAGCAAAGAGAGCAGCAGGCCAGAGAAGAGGGAGAUCAAGUGUCCCACCCCGGGUUGUGAUGGGACGGGUCAUGUGACCGGUCUGUACCCCCACCACCGCAGCCUGUCAGGCUGUCCGCACAAGGACAGGAUCCCCCCCGAGAUUCUCGCCAUGCAUGAGAACGUGCUGAAGUGUCCAACUCCCGGCUGCACCGGUCAGGGCCAUGUUAACAGCAACCGCAACACACACCGCAGUCUCUCUGGAUGUCCCAUCGCUGCUGCAGAGAAACUGUCCAAGGGUAAUGAUAAACAGCUUCUGUGUCAGCCGGGUGGCGAGCUGCUCAAAGGAAGCCCCAACGACAGAGUGCUCAGGCCCAUGUGUUUUGUAAAGCAGCUGGAGGUUCCUCCGUUCGGCAGCUACAGGCCCAACGUGGCCCCCACCACACCUCGAGCUAACCUGGCCAAGGAGCUGGAGAAGUACUCCAAGGUGUCCUUCGAUUAUGCAAGCUUCGAUGCUCAAGUGUUUGGGAAGCGCAUGCUCGCUCCAAAGAUGGCCACCAGCGAAACGUCACCCAAAGCCUUCAAAACUAAGCCCUCUUUCCCCAAGUCCUCGUCGCCCAGCAUCGUUCUCCACGGUUACGGGAAGAGCUCCUCCUUGGCCUACGAUUACUCCCACGAUGCCGAGGCCGCCCACAUGGCCGCCACCGCCAUCCUGAACCUGUCCACUCGCUGCUGGGAGAAACCGGAGAACCUCAGCACCAAACCACACAACAAGGAGAUGGACAUCGAGGUGGACGAGAACGGCACUCUGGACCUGAGCAUGAAGAAGCCCAUUAAACGUGAGGGCAGUCUGUCCGGCACCAGCCCCGGGGUCCGCUCCCCCGACCCCUCCUCUUCCUCCUCCUCUCUCCAUCAUGGCAGCGGGAUGACAUCACCAAACCUUCUCGCCUACAAGCAGGAGGAGUGGGAGGGGCCUCUGGAUUACACCAAACCUAACCGCCAGAGGGAGGAGGAAAUGGACGAGAUGGAGCACACGGGUCACUCAUACGUGUCCUCUGACCCCGAGGACUGCGACAUGAUGCAGGACUGUAUGGAAGACAGGAAGUACCCAGGAGAGGUCACCACCCCGAGCUUCAAGGUCAAAUUUCAACCCAAGGACGCCAAGAAAGAGCUGCUCUCGUGUCCCACGCCUGGCUGUGACGGCAGCGGUCACAUCACUGGAAACUACGCCUCUCAUCGCAGUCUGUCUGGGUGUCCUCUCGCUGAUAAGAGCCUUCGGUCCCUCAUGGCGGCCCACACGCCUGAACUCAAAUGUCCAACUCCAGGAUGUGACGGCUCGGGACAUAUCACAGGAAACUACACCUCGCACAGAAGUCUCUCUGGGUGCCCGCGUGCCAAGAAAAGUGGAAUUAAAACUCCUACCAAGGACAACCAGGAGGACUCGGAGCUUUUAAAAUGUCCGGUCCCCGGCUGUGACAGUCUGGGUCAUAUCAGUGGGAAGUACGCCACACACCGCAGCGCCUAUGGGUGCCCGCUGGCGGCCCGCAGACAGAAGGAGGGUCUCCUGAACGGGACCCCCUUCAACUGGAAGGCCUUUAAGACAGAGGGACCCACCUGCCCCACCCCCGGCUGUGACGGCUCUGGACACGCUAACGGCAGCUUCCUCACACACCGCAGCCUCUCAGGAUGUCCUCGAGCUUUGUUCGCCAAGAAGAAAGCCAAGUUCCCCUCUGAGGAUUACCUGAGCACCAAGUUCAGAGCCAGUGAUGUCCUGGACAACGACGAGGACAUCAAGCAGCUCAACAGAGAGAUCAACGACCUCAACGAGUCCAACAACGAGAUGGAGGCUGACAUGGUCAACCUGCAGACACAGAUCUCCUCGAUGGAGAAGAACCUGAAGAGCAUCGAGCACGAGAACAAGAUGAUCGAGGAGCAGAACGAGGCUCUGUUCAUGGAGCUGUCGGGUCUGAGCCGCGCCCUGAUCCGCAGCCUGGCCAACAUCCGCCUGCCACACAUGCAGGAGCCAAUCACAGAGCAGAACUUCGACCGCUACGUGAGCACGCUGACCAACAUGUACACCAACAAGGACUGCAUCCAGAGCCCGGAGAACAAGGCUCUGCUGGAGAGCAUCAACAAGGCUGUGAAGGGCAUCAAAGUCUGACGUGCUGCACACACACACAUGCAAACACACACACACACACACACUCACUCACACACACACACACACACACACACACACCACACACACACACAACACACACACACACACACACACACACACACACACACACGGGGGAGAAGGCUCACUGUCCUGAAGCGCCGCAGCGUGAGCGGAGUGGAGGAGAGAUGUUGAAAUACUCGACAAUGUUUUGAAAUAUGAUUCAAAAACAAAAAAGGGAAUUCAGGUUAUUUAAAUAAACGGCAACUUUAAAGAAAUCAUCCCAGGGAGAACGGACCAAAACACUCGCCAUGACGUGGAGGGCGAGGAGGAGGAGGAGGAGGAGGGCGAGGAGGAGACGAGGAGGAGGAGCAGGAGACGAGGAGGAGACGAG
This is a messenger RNA of Labrus bergylta (ballan wrasse), 4150 nucleotides long. The record is from RefSeq and is a predicted model, not a curated record. Lineage: Eukaryota; Metazoa; Chordata; Actinopteri; Labriformes; Labridae.